Messenger RNA from Didymodactylos carnosus, 537 nucleotides. NCBI's taxonomy places the organism in Eukaryota, Metazoa, Rotifera, Eurotatoria, Philodinida, Philodinidae. The record is from the annotation of a GenBank genome assembly.
AUGGCAUUCUACGAAAUUCCGACCGGUGUUGUUGUCUCAUCAAAAAUUAUUAGUGAUGCUAAACAAUCAUUGAGAGAAAUACCUACGUCUCGACCGUAUACACCACGUGAUAACACAAGAUUUACGCUUAGUAAAUUGCCUGUUUACAUAAAUAAUAAGGAUAAAUCAUUCAGUGUAUUAUCCGUUGAUUAUGAGACAGACUUUCGACCGUGUUCAGGUCAACCACGAAUAACCACAAUGCUACAAUCUCCAUCCACAUCAGUUAUGCCGCAAACAUCGAACUCAAAAGGAUUCAGUUCAUCCUCAAAAGAAUCAUUAGUUAGAAAUGAUAAAUCCCUAGAGAAUACUCUAGACACUGUUCUUGAGGACUCACAAUCAAGAAUGACUAAAAUAUCGCCAUCGGAAAUAACAGAAUCUAAAUUAUCAUUGCAACAAUCACCAAUUGUUCUAGCGACAACAAAUUCUGUUAUCGUCUCGGCAUCAACAAAUGCGUUGAGGACAAGAAAAGAUAGUAUUACAAGCGCAGGCUUUCCGUAG